AUGACGAACCCCCAACCCUCACCCAUAACAAUCCGCCUCCCCUCCAAAUACACCACCCCCACCGACCCCCCAAAAACAACCCCAACAACAACACCCUUCCCCCCACCACCCCUCCCCUUCCUCCAACGCACCUGGACAGUAACCCACUCCACCCUCAAGAUGUGGCGCACCGCCCAAAACGUCCGCAUCACCUACGGCGCCCUCCCAGCACCACCACCACCCACCAAGAAUAGCAACACCCAACGCGCGCGCGUCUCAGACACGGUCGAGUACGAGGCGCUCUCGGGCCGCGGCGGCGUCAAGCGCAUCGCCGGCGUCGACACGGCUUCCGUCGCGGGCGACACGGCCGUGUGGGACUGGCGCGGGAGUGGUUGGCUGUUUUUUGUGAGUAGUCAUUGGGAGGUGUUGGGGUGGGGGGAGCGGGUGGUACCCAGGGAAACGGGUGUUGAAGGGGAGGAGGGGGAGGGGGAGGUGGAGACGGAGACGGAGAGGUGGGUUGUGACGUGGUUCGCGCCGACGGUGUUUACGGCCGAGGGUGUGGAUGUGUACAGCGACCGGCGCGGCGGUGCCAGUCAGGGGUUGGUGGCCGAGGUGUUGGCUGAGUUGGGGAGGGUGUGUGAAGGGAAGGGGAAGCUGGGGGAGAUUGUGGGGCGGGAGAUGAAGGAGGUGGCUAUUAAGUUGCCUUGGAAGGAGACGUAA
Chaetomium fimeti is the source of this 699-nucleotide messenger RNA. RefSeq lists its product as uncharacterized. The coding region runs from base 1 to 699 and encodes 232 amino acids. Lineage: Eukaryota; Fungi; Ascomycota; Sordariomycetes; Sordariales; Chaetomiaceae. The transcript has a single exon. The record is from RefSeq and is a predicted model, not a curated record.